This is a messenger RNA of Halteromyces radiatus, 1510 nucleotides long. Its product is annotated as mitochondrial carrier domain-containing protein. The record is from RefSeq and is a predicted model, not a curated record. Gene Ontology annotation, cellular component: mitochondrial outer membrane. The transcript is spliced from 3 exons. Bases 12 to 1376 code for a protein of 454 amino acids. NCBI's taxonomy places the organism in Eukaryota, Fungi, Mucoromycota, Mucoromycetes, Mucorales, Cunninghamellaceae. Gene Ontology annotation, biological process: mitochondrial membrane fission; mitochondrial fission.
AAAAAAACCAAAUGACGCUAAUACCAUACCUAGGUUUAUUAGCUGUAGGAAGUCCUUUAUUUCAACAACGGCCUCCCUGGGAUGUAGAACAACAAUUACAAAGUCUUCAUGCUUAUGAUCUUGCUCAACGGCGUUCUGAACUUCAAGUCCUUGCUACACUUAGUCUUUAUCAACCAACAAUACCAGACGACGAAUAUGACUUGGACGAUAAUAACUCUCAUUCACAAGGAAAAAAAGAACAAGGCAGUGCUAAUGAAAGUAUGACGGGACUUAUGGUGGCGAUUGGUACCAUGAUGACCAACUAUGCAGUUUCUUUUCCUAUUGUGGUGUUUCGACAUAGUUUACAAGCAACAUCCAAUCCAACAGCAAUAAUAGCAGCAGCAUUAGUAGAUACUCCUCGUCAUUGUUGGUUUUUAUUACGACGCAAAUAUCAACGGUAUGGAUUUCGCGCACUUUAUGCAGGAUUUGGACUUGGAUUGAUCAGUCAAGCUAUCACGACUACCUAUGAAUCAUUUCUGGCUAGCUUGGUGAAAAAGAUUUUGACUGUAUUUCCUACUUCUUCUUAUCAACGUUAUUUCUUAAAAGGUGUCCAUAAAUGUUGUCGAUUUGCUAUUCAUUUACCGUUAUAUUCAUUAUCCAAAACAGCAUUAGUAUUACGAGUGCAAUCACCUCAACAACCUUUGAUCUCGUCACCCACUGACUUCCUCCAAUAUUAUUCUCAUGAUCUACACCGAUUCAUCAGCUACAACAAUAAUGAUAAUAAAGGAUAUCGUCUUUCUCUAUGGUCAACCUUUAUUCCUUCUUGUCUUCUCAAUUGGGCCAAUGAAAAAUGUAUGAUGUAUUUCUAUAAACGAAUUUUUCGAUACUUGACCAAAGGAAAACAACGAAGACGACGACAAAAUAAAUCUCAACGCAUCAUGGAAUUAGACGAUACUCAACGGAACGAAAAAAAAGAAGAUGAUGAUGAUGAUAUGGAAGAUAUGGUUAAAAGAAAUAAACGACAAUCUUUGGUGGCAUCAUACUAUCCGGAAAUAGCAUCUGGAUUACUGAGUAGUAUGUUGACAAGAGCUCUUUGUUACCCUAUUGAUACCGUGAUCUUCAAAUUGAUGUUACAAGAUUCAGGCUUACUGUUACUUCCCUCCUCCUCUCUAGACACACCUUUGCCAUCUUAUUACUUUACUGGCUUUUGGGAUUGUUGUUUUUCUCUUUAUAGACAACAAGGCUGGAAAGGCUUUUUUCCUGGUUGGGGUGCUGGCGUGUUGGAAUUGGCUGCUACUUGGAUGAUCUUGGAAGCCUCUUGGUGGACCUAUUAUUUGUUGGAUCAAAGACGACUCUCUUCUUCAAGGAAACGUCGAUUGGAACAACAACAACAGUAGUUUAGCAUAACAGUCAAUAGUUUUUUUUUCAUUGUUUUUUUUUGUCGACACAAUAUAGAUCACACUGUAUAUAUAAUUAUAAUAAAAUAAAAUCAUCUCAAAUAAAAACACUAUUGAUCACAGUUGGUUUAUUU